Molecule: messenger RNA, 1479 nt
Organism: Striga asiatica
Lineage: Eukaryota; Viridiplantae; Streptophyta; Magnoliopsida; Lamiales; Orobanchaceae
Source: the annotation of a GenBank genome assembly
AUGGAUCAACCAUUUGGCUUAAUUCGACAGAUUCAGAGGAGUAAGAGAUUCAUGCUAAAAGUCCGAGCAAUUCGUAUCUUCGAAAAAUCAUUUGAUUCCAAUUACCGAAGACAAUUGGAGAUCGUAUUUCAUGAUGAAGAGGGCACUCGCAUUAGUGGUAUUAUCCAUGGCGUUCAUUUAUCUAAGAUGGCUGGCUAUUUCCACGAAUGUGGCGUAUAUAAAAUCCGGAACUACUAUUUAGACAGAAACAUCGAUAAGUAUCGAUCUACUGCUGCAAAAUACAAACUCCUUAUUCAUACCGAUACAGAGGUUCUAGAAAUGCACGCAUACUUUCCUUCGUGGCAUUUUCAAUUCCGUAGCUUUGCCGACUUUCAAGAUGUUGAGAAUGUUGAUGAAUCUUAUCUUUUUGAUGUCAUUGGUAUGGUGAUUGAAAUUCAUCCUGUUCAGUCUAAAUGGGUUCAUGGACAAAAAAGCCAAAUGAUUGUCUUUUCCCUCAUGGAUUUAAAUGGAAUUGUUAUUCAAUCCACACUCUGGGGUCAUUAUGUUGACCAACUCAUUGCUUUUGAAACUCACUUUGAGUCCGAGGCAACUGGUGAACCAUGGGUGCUAAUUAUGCAGCUUUGUCGGGCACGAUUUUGGGAAGCAAGCCCAUGGGCUAAGAAGAGUAAAUAUGUCACCAAUAGCAAAAUUGUCUUGAAGAGAGAAAUGAAAGAGCUAGAAAAUGGUGAUUUGGUAGUUAGUUCUGUAGAUUCUCUAUUUGACUCUGACGAGGAGGUCAAAUGUUGGGUAUGUGCUACAAUUGAUUCAAUUGUGGACGAAUGGUGGUACCUCGCAUGUAAUCGUUGCAAAGGCAAGAUGGCUGAUGAAGAUGGGAAAUUAAGUUGCACCAAAUGUGCCCAUAAUAAAGGUGUUUUUAGGUACAAAAUUCGUUUGAUUGUGUCAGAUGCAACAUCAAGUGCAACAUUCAUUUGUUGGGAUAGGGAAUCUGAAAAGAUUAUUGGAACACCAUGUGAGGUCUUGAGAAAUGAAUUUCUUUGCGAGCAUCCCAAUAGCUUUGAACUUCCUGAGGACGUGUCGAAUUUAGUGGGUAAGACGAUCCUUUUCAAGGUUCGUGUAUAUCCAAAAAAUCCAUUAGGGUAUGCUGCUUCAUUUCCAGUCGUAAGAGUUGUUGCUGACUCCAUGUACAACCAAUGGUUUGUGGAGAACGAGGGAUCUGACUUUCUUACCGUACUGCAAAGGGAAGACCACGACAAUGGGCUGGAUGCAACUUUGGAUGAUGAGGUUUCUACACCAAUAAAGGUUUUUCAACCUAUCGAAAAGGGUGACACUUCCACAGCAAAGCGGAAGCUUCUGAAUGAUUUAUCCUCAACACCCAAUGUAGAUCAAUCUGGUGGGUCAGCAAAUGCCGAUACAGAGAAGGGGAAGAUUGAGAAAUUGGACCCCAGUGGAGUACAAUUUGAGGAUGUCGCUGAAAAUUGA